AUGGCAUCUUGCAAAGCAUGCGAGGAGCCUCUUGUGCUUCGUGUGGCUGCUAGUGAAGACGACGUGGGGGGUGUCGGGACCAUCGAUAUUCCAGAUGAUGUCAGACUUCCAUGCCGUUGUCAUUACCACUGGCAGUGCCUCAUGGAUAGCGCUUCUUCGGUAGUAUCCAGCUUACAGUGCCCUUCGUGCGGAAAGGAUAUAUCGAGCUCGGCCGCAUCUACAACUAGCAGUUCUAGUGCAAAGGACAUUCAUGCUAUUCUUGUACGGUACAUAAAUGAGGGCGGUGUGCAGGAUUGUUUGGAUAUUUCGCCAUCGAUGAGAGAGGAGGCAUAUUUGGAGGCGCACCCCGAAGCUGCUCCAGCGAGAGCCUUCCAUGUGAUGUGUGCAGAGGGCGAUAUCGACGGUCUCGUCGAGCUGCUGUAUCACUCGGACGACCAAGUCCCUGACAUCGGUUCACUGAUUCGAUAUCAGGACCCUUUAUCCGAGAUGAAAAGUGGACUUCAUUUGGCCGUCGAAAACCGGCAAGAGGGUGUCGCGUGGCUGCUACUGUGGCUUUCGUCUUCGCUGCCUUCAGAUGUUUUUCCCUUCGAGGCAAGGCAAAGCGUUGAGUCUGUCGGUCUUAGACGACUUGAGGUCGGUAAACGCACUGAUAUCCGGGGCAUCUUGGACAGUAAAGGACGCACUGCUGCUGUUCUAUCUGUACAGCUGGGUAGCCCGCAUUUGAAGCUCGCCGAUUUGGACCCCCGAAUCGAAGCUCGGGUUACAAAGACAACGGUGGCACUGUGCAGUGGAAAGUCGGGGCUUCGGCCGGGACUUCUCAUCAGACAGCUUGUCCCCCAACGUGCAGCCAGCUCACCGCGGCGGCGAAUCAUGGGUACACAAGACGAAGGAGCGCUCAAUGGCAAGCCAAAAAGCGAAGAAUAUCAGGAAACCCCAUACUGGAGCUCGGCUCUGAGCUCCAUCGGAAUUUGGAACACUGCCAAACCUUCCGCAAUCCAAUCCGAGGAAGAGGCCGCGGAAGAAGCAAAUGCGCCCAAAUCCAAGACUUUGACGGAUCAUCUCACCACGGCAUUCUACGGCCAAAGCUCGCGAAGCUACCCCAAAGAAUGCCCUUUCCUCGAAGUCCAAUGGUUCCAUGCUGUUGAUGUGCCAAAGAGGACCACGUUACCAGCAUUCAAUGUAAAGUGCGCCAGCGAGACGAAAGCGCCAGUCAAGCCCAAGAAAUUCUCCGCAUUCUCCACGGAAGACUCCAGAAGGAUUGAACUCCAGUAUCAAAGCCUCAUCGAAGCCGACGAGGAGCGACGCAGUAGGAAAGGCUCGAAAGCUUCACCGCAGUGCAGUGCCAGCGACUCCACGAGCAAGGAUACCUGUGUGCCAGUUAAUGAAGAUUUUCUGUUUGAUGUAAGCAUCAAACGGCGGGAGCUUUGCCCCGUCUACUGGCUGGGUCCCGUUUACGAAGUUCGCCGGGGCACCUGGUUUUUCCAAGAUGGCUCUAGCUUACGACCAUGCGAAGAAAAUCUCGCUGCGCAGUUGGAGGAAGGGUACCUGAAAAUGAAAGCAUGGUCAAAACCAGAGAAGAGAGUCAAAUCAAAGCAGGAUAGUGUCUGCUCAACAGCUAGAGAAAAUGGAGUACCUGUCGUAGUGGCAGGUAGUAGUGGGCCAGAAGUAGAGGCGAAGCAGGUUAAGCUAAAAUCUCAUCGCCUCUUCGGAACCUACAUGAACAACACGGUAACAUAUGAAGAUUCUAGCACCGCCUGGCUAGUAUCAGAUGGUGUCUUGUCCUGGGUGGCGACAUCUAUCUAUGAGCGCUUUGCAGGGGGGGGGCACAUGAGCGGUGUCAAGUUGAUCAGAGGCUAUACAGACCAGAACAAAGCCAGAGAAAAGGAGAAGAGCGACAAGAAAAAUCCGCCGACUGGUACUGACAAUCACAAAGCAGCCGCACAUUUACCACGCAGCGCAGAUGCGGCCGCAACUAGCCAAACAUCUACCGCAGCUGCGGCGCUGACCGGCAAAGCCAUGCUCCAAAGGAGGCUCUCGACCAUUAUCGAAAGUAAAGAUCGCCGCAUCGCAACGAGCAGCAAUGACGUGCAGAAGCUGAACGAGGAAGAAAUGCGUCAUGAUUACUCAACUCUGAGUGGAGAGUCGCAGAACCGAGACAUUGAGCAUCUGGUGCUGGUCGCGCAUGGAAUCGGGCAGCGAUUGAGUCUACGGACACAGAGCGUAAAUUUCAUCCACGAUGUUAACGUUCUGCGUAAGACUUUGAAGAGCGUAUACACGAACUCACCCGAGCUUCGAUCCAUGAAUAUCGAUGAAGGGGACGGUCCAGGCAAUUGUCGCAUGCAGGUUUUGCCAAUAUGCUGGCGCCACAAAGUUGAUUUUCCAAGAGGAAGGAAGAGGAAAACGCAAACCGACGAAACAGAUGUUGCUGAGGCCCAUGACGAGGAAGAAAUGUAUCCAACGCUAGAAGACAUCACAAUAGAUGGCGUUUCGUUUGCCCGAACGCUCAUCUCCGACUUGGCUCUCGAUGUUCUUCUUUACCAGAGCUCGUACAGAGGCGAGAUUGCGCAGACCGUGAUCGAGGAGUCGAACCGGAUCGUCAACCUAUUUCGGCAACGAAAUCCGGAAUUCAAAGGCAAAAUACACCUUGUUGGCCACUCUCUGGGCUCUGCGAUACUGUUUGACAUCCUUUGCCAUGAAAACAGGCAGCGUCGCCGCGAUUCGAAGCCAAACCCUUUGCGUUUUUUGCCUCACCGUGGCUCCACGCGAUUCGAGACGAACGAUACGCUAGAUUUCGACGUGGAAGAUUUCUACUGUCUAGGGUCUCCAAUUGGCUUGUUUCAAAUGCUCAAGGGCAGGACUAUCGCCGCACGCCAGUCCGAACGGAACGUUUCCAGAGUAGGCUUGACCAGGGCCGUGGAUUCGGGAAGCACGAAUGAUGGCUUUAUAGCUGAUGCCAGUUCCGGCUGCGCCGUUUCGCGCCCAGAUGCUCAGCAGCUGUUCAACAUAUUUUAUCCCUCCGACCCAAUCAGCUAUCGCCUGGAGCCUCUGGUUGCGUCUUGCAUGGCUUCUCUGAAACCACAUAACCUUCCCUAUACCAAAAAGGGUAUAUUUGGAGUGGUAGGGUCGCAGGGACUGACUGGAAUCGGGACCAAAGUCAGUGGCCUCUUUUCCAGUUUGAGCACCGGGCUCUCAACCAAUUUGCUGCCCUCUUCACUUCGGAUUACCAGCGAAGAGGCGCAGGUAAUGAUGGGAGAAGAUAAAUCCCCGGAGACCUCUGCUGUGUCAACACCGAAGGAAACUAAAAUGAGGGGAAAAGAUACGGUCAGCGAUAGCCAGGGUAAAGAGAAUGAGGAGGCAAUCCUGGCCAACCAGAGCAGUCAAAUCUUUACACUAUACUCACGAUUCCAGAUGAGUGAUGAGCGCAGCGAAGAAGUCCCAAAAGACGCCGAUGCUGACGGCAAGGACCACAAUACCCAGAAACAGCGGACGGCCCAGAGGAAAGUCUGGGCACUCAAUCAAAAUGGACGCGUCGACUUCAGCAUACAAGAGGGAGCUUUGGACUUCAACCCGAUUAGCACUAUUGCUUCGCACAUCGGAUACUGGGGCGAGGAGGAUGUAAGCCACUUCAUGCUGUCUCAAGUCCUGUCGCGGGCAGAAAAGCAAGCUAGUGAAAAGCCGGAUUAA
Molecule: messenger RNA, 3684 nt
Organism: Beauveria bassiana ARSEF 2860
Lineage: Eukaryota; Fungi; Ascomycota; Sordariomycetes; Hypocreales; Cordycipitaceae
Product: DDHD domain-containing protein
Exons: 11
Coding region: 1-3684 (1227 amino acids)
Cellular component (GO): cytoplasm
Molecular function (GO): glycerophospholipase activity; metal ion binding
Source: RefSeq, a predicted model, not a curated record